This is a messenger RNA of Elaeis guineensis (African oil palm), 828 nucleotides long. Its product is annotated as glutaredoxin-C1. The record is from RefSeq and is a predicted model, not a curated record. Lineage: Eukaryota; Viridiplantae; Streptophyta; Magnoliopsida; Arecales; Arecaceae.
AGCUCCUCUCCACUUCUCUUCUUUUCCAAAGCUCUCCAUUCGUAUACUACCCUGUGUUUCACCUCUCUUUCUUGUUAGUAUAUACUCCAAGCGAAAAGGAUUAAAGAGAAUGCAGUACCAAGCAGCGGAGUCGUGGGGUGCGGCGUACGCGGCGAUGGGCGGGCGAGCGGACCCACUGGAGCGGGUGGAGCGGCUGGCGGCGGAGAGCGCGGUGGUGAUCUUUAGCGUGAGUACGUGCUGCAUGUGCCACGCCGUGAAGCGGCUCUUCUGCGGCAUGGGGGUGAGCCCCACCGUGUACGAGCUCGAUGAGGACCCCCGCGGCAAGGAGAUGGAGCGAGCCCUUGCCCGCCUCCUCGGAGGCGGGCCCCCGGCCGUCCCCGUUGUCUUCAUCGGUGGCAAGCUCGUUGGGGCCAUGGACCGGGUCAUGGCCUCCCAUAUCAAUGGCACCCUUGUCCCCCUCCUCAAAGAGGCCGGCGCUCUCUGGCUCUAAGAUGUUUCUACUACGUCCAUCCUCAUAUUCACAGCCUACAACCAUUACUAUAACAUAUUAUCAUAUUAUUACAGAGAGAGAACUAAAGAGAGAUACGGGAGGUUUUAGAGAGAGAAAGGAGGGUUUCGUUUUAUUGGUUUUUUCUUCCUCCGUUUUGGGUACAGGAAUGACCAGUGGGUUUGGAAAUUAGCAUGCCUUAUUUAAUUUUCUUUAACUUCGAUAUUGGCGUUUAUGUUUGGAUCAAGGGAAUGAGGAGGGUUUUGGUGUUUGGUGUUGGGUUUGGUGGUUUUAGCGUAAUCUGCUUCUGAGGAUCAUCAUGAUAUGUAUAGAAAAGACGC